CCUCCCUCUCUUCGCUGCGAAGGAAGGAGGCGAUCUUCGUCUAGGUCUCCACGCGCUUUCACCUCCGUAUUUUACUAGCACCCCCUCUUUGUCCUCGCCCAAGCCCUCGACCUCAUCCGCCUCGUCUCGCCUCGCGUUAGGUGGUGUUAUCCCUGCCCCUCGCCCGCGUUUCCCCUUCGCCGCCACGCCGAACGCCAUGGGCGCGGCCCAAGACAACCACGAGGAGGCCAGCCCCCUCCUUCCGCAGGAAGGUGCUGGGGAGAAGCUCCCCCCGUCGUCGCCUCCGCAUCCGCGGGCGCUGGAGGCCGCCAAGGGCUGCGCCGAUGGAGUCCCCGUCGUUAUGGGCGAGCCGCUCGCGGCCCCCGCGGGCGGCGUCCCGCGGGAGAGCUGGAACUCGGGGGUCCUCUCCUGCCUUGGCCGCAACGACGAGUUCUGCAGCAGCGACCUCGAAGUGUGUCUUCUUGGAAGCAUAGCACCAUGUGUGCUGUAUGGUAGUAAUGUUGAGAGGUUUGCAGCCAGACCAGGAACUUUUGCAAACAGCUGCUUGCCUUACACUGGCCUCUAUAUGCUUGGGAAUUCUCUCUUUGGGUGGAACUGCCUAGCCCCAUGGUUCUCUCAUCGCACUCGUACAGCUAUUCGUCAACGAUACAAUCUGGAGGGUGGCUUUGAGGCUUUCGCUAAGCAGUGUGGGUGCUGCCUCAGCCUUGUUGAGGAUGAGGAGAACCGUGAGCAUCUUGAGGUUGCCUGCGACCUUGCAACUCACUACUUCUGUCACCCUUGUGCACUAUGCCAAGAGGGACGUGAGCUGCGGCGCAGGGUCCCCCAUCCUGGCUUCAACGGGCGGUCUGUCAUCGUCAUGGUGCCACCCAUGGAGCAGACUAUGGGUCGUGGCAUGUGAACUGUGUCAACAUCUGCUCUUGUCUAGUUGCAUUUGUGUUAUGUGAUGUUCUCUAUUGCAAUGGUGAACUCUGUAUGUUCGUCCGUAAAUACGAGUUUGUGACAUGGGAUCAUGAUGCGCAAUGGGACUCCAGCCUGUUCUUCUGAAUCGCGUUGGUCAAUCUGAAUUUGUCUGCUCCUUGUGGGCAGCCUGUGUAUUGUACCAUUCCGAAUUUAAAUUGUACCAUCAUGUUUUGUGUUUGUUCGCAAUCCA
Oryza brachyantha (malo sina) is the source of this 1150-nucleotide messenger RNA. Its product is annotated as cell number regulator 8. The record is from RefSeq and is a predicted model, not a curated record. Bases 197 to 898 code for a protein of 233 amino acids. The transcript has 3 exons. Lineage: Eukaryota; Viridiplantae; Streptophyta; Magnoliopsida; Poales; Poaceae.